Acanthopagrus latus (yellowfin seabream) is the source of this 4358-nucleotide messenger RNA. RefSeq names its product ventral anterior homeobox 1 (gene vax1). The transcript has 3 exons. Gene Ontology annotation, biological process: central nervous system development; regulation of DNA-templated transcription; neuron differentiation. The record is from RefSeq and is a predicted model, not a curated record. NCBI's taxonomy places the organism in Eukaryota, Metazoa, Chordata, Actinopteri, Spariformes, Sparidae. Gene Ontology annotation, molecular function: DNA-binding transcription factor activity, RNA polymerase II-specific; DNA binding. The coding region runs from base 771 to 1715 and encodes 314 amino acids.
CAGCAUAGUGGUUAGAUUUGCACAUUGCAGAAUUCCGUUGAUUGGUGAGAGAUCCAAAUGGAAAAAUGGAAUCAAAGUUUGCUAACAUGCAACAGCAAUCAGAUGCGCUGUGAAAAGUCGGGGGAGGGGGCAAAUGUCUGGCUCUCUUCUGCGACUGAAGAAUGAAGCAACUGGGAACUUUUUGCGGGUCUGGAAGAGUCGUACCCCUGUGAUUGUGUCCGUUCAUGUGGGGUUCAGAGAGGCUUGCUUGCGAGACAAGACCAAUCAUUUGUCUUGAUUCUCUGGGCUGCGAGCAGGCAAACUAAGGGGGACAGGAUGAGCAAACCCCUUUAUCAAAACCUGAUCUUUUUCCCAAAACAAUUUAGUGUAUUCAUGAGGUUACGCAAAUGUGCAGGCAGCAAAAUUACCGUAAUCAAUUGAAACAGCGAGUGCACAUCCAUGGCUCUGAUUAUUUGGAGAUCAUCUAUCAGCCUGAUGUCUAUGUAACAAGGAAAGGGGGGUAUUGAAUUACUUUUGAGUUUCACUGAGAAGUCCAUGAUCAUUGGGCAAGGGAGUUUGGCCAGUGAUAAUAGGGAUCCUUGGUUGGGCGACAAGUAUUUCACCAAACCUUAGAUUGCCAACCCUUGCCUGCUGAAACGUGCUGUUUUGAAAGUAAACCGACACUGUCCACACAAUCUGGUGCGUCGUGUUCUCCGCAAUCUCCUUUUUUUUCACCUGACAAAGGAAAAAAAGAGGCGGACAAGCUGCAGGUCCAAGAGGAUAAACUGAGCAUGGAGGUCAGGUACAACCAAGAGACAGAAGGGAUGGGGCUGAAGAACGGACUUAAGAAGGCGAAAGAUGACAAAGAUUCCCAGGAGAGCUUGUCCAAAAGCUUCCUCAAGGAGCAACAGGACUCCUUUUCCCCCUCCGGGACCGUUGAAAACUGCGAGAAGAACAGAGGAGGCACGGGGGACCCGGACUACUGUCGGAGAAUACUAGUCCGAGAUGCUAAAGGCUCUAUUCGGGAAAUCAUCCUGCCAAAGGGUUUGGAUUUGGACCGGCCUAAGCGAACCCGCACCUCUUUUACUGCAGAACAACUCUACCGAUUAGAGAUGGAGUUUCAGAGGUGCCAGUAUGUGGUGGGGAGGGAACGGACAGAACUGGCCCGCCAGCUCAAUCUGUCUGAAACUCAGGUGAAGGUCUGGUUCCAGAACCGCCGGACUAAGCAAAAGAAGGACCAGGGGAAAGACUCUGAGCUGCGUUCAGUGGUUUCAGAAACAGCGGCGACCUGCAGUGUCCUAAGGCUGCUGGAGCAGGGUCGGCUGCUGACACCUCCGGGCCUGCCGGGCCUUCUGCCCCACUGUGGCAGUGGCACACUGGGUUCUGCUCUCCGCCCUCCCUCCAUUGCCAUGGCUAGCAAUGGCAGUAGUAGCAGCAGCAGCAGUGGCGGCAGCACUGGCACUGCAGGUGGCAGCCCUCCUCUGCCCGUCGUCACAAGCUCAGGAACAGUUGCGGGCCUGCAGAGCUCACCAGCAGCUCACAGUCUCUUCAGCUUUCCCAUGCCCUCCUUACUCAGUGGUGUUGCCACCCGCAUUUCCUCCAACCCCCUGUCCAUGGCUGGCUCGCUCGCUGGCAACCUGCAGGAACUCUCAGCUCGCUACCUGAGCUCCUCUGCUUUUGAGCCUUACUCGCGGACCAAUGGAAAAGAAUCCAUGGACAAGAAAAUUUUGGAAUGAUGCUUUAGAUGGAUUCCUAUUUCCUCUGGAUACAUUCUGAUUGUUUUCUUGGCUUUUACUGUCCAUGUUGGGUUUUACUCAUUCUGUUUCGUCAGUCUAUGUCAUGUUCUGUAGCAGUUCAUGUGUUCCAGUUGCACAUGUGGCACCUUGUACCAGGAAGAAAAAAGACCUAUACAAGCUCCUCUAACAAAGACAGGGUGGCAGUGGAAAUUUUUUUGCACACAAUGUUCAUAUAGGAUUUUGUUACAGAGAUUUAGAGAGACGCUCUUUGGAGAUUACUGAUAUUGUUCAUGUUUCUGUGAAACAAAUGUCCUUUCUGUUGCUCUAAAAUAACUAUUUAUGUAGGGGCCCAUAAAAAAAUGGUUUCUUCAUACCACAUAAGCUCUAACGCUGCAAGAGAGUGGUACAUAGUGUAUAGCAGGAAAGCAAGUAUAGAAUUGGUGACAAAAAGUGUAAAAUGAUGCUAACUUUCUUAAUUGUGUUUUACUAUGUGAUAGUGUGGGGUAGGUGCAUGUCAUUGCAUUGAGUAGAUGGGGGGGGGGAAGAAAGUGAGUUCUCAAACACCUGAGCAGCAGUUUGUGAGAGUCAGUCAGCAAAAAAAGGGGGGAAAAAUAAUAAAAUCAUUUUGAAAAAUAAUAAAAUGCAACAUGAUGAAUGAACAAGAAAAUCCAAUUUUCUACAAAGAACUGGGCUAAAAAAAAAAAAGCCUGUCUGAAGGUCAGUGCAAGGCCAGUGUCGGCACAUAUGACGCUUGGAUGCAAUUUGCUUAUGCAGAUGCCGAAGAAAAAUUCAGCUUACAAAAAGGUCUUUGUAAAAUGUCUUGUAUAAUAGUUGGACCAAACCAAAACACGAUCUGAGAAGUUUUUGUCAUACAGUGAGAUGGUUGCAUUGUUCAGUGCUGGUUUCUCUAUUUUUAUUUUCUAUUUUUACUUAUUUAUUUUAUUUUUUUUUAGAUUAACAUUGUUUAAUUCAACAACACAAGUCUUUACUUUGCUUCAUUUUUGGUCCUUGAGAUGCUGUAACUGUUUUGUUCUUGUCUGUGAUUUUAACCACUGUGAGUUCUCAGAGUUUGGGUGUACAGUUUCUUUUACAUGCUGUAGCUAAGUGCAGGAAUUACUUGCUGAAAGGGGGGGUUCUGAAGAAAAGCUUUUCAGCUGUAGUAAGCCGCUUGCUUUGUUGAACACUACAAGGUAACAGGUUUUUCAGUCAUGAAGACAAUAUAACAACCUUUCCUUCCUGUGUGAAAUUUCUCAAAUCCACAGCCUGCAUAAAAGAUUUAGGUGACAGAAGCAUGAAGACUGAGACUGAAUGGAAUUGUUGUGGUAUGAAAGAACAUGUACUUUUAAAUUGUUAUUCUAUUGUAAAUUAUUCACUUCUGUAAUUAAUAGAUUAUUAGUAUAUCUGGAAAUAAUGAAUGAAUGUAUUAGUGGGGUUGAGGGAUCAAUCAAAAGCUCUUUGGUGCUGUCGUUGUGAAAUAUCUUGAAAUUUGUUAAAUGUGUGGUACAAAUGUGCAUAUAUAUUAUGUAUAAGGCUACAGACAAAGACAAGUGUGUUUUUAUUUUUAUUUUUUUUUUCCAUACAUGUUGCUAUGAAUCAAGUUGUGAUAAAUUUCAUGACUGUUAUACCUCAUAAACCACUGCCUGAUGUGUAUGCUCCUGAAAGCUGGUUUUCGCUACUUUUGGCAAUAUGACUUUUAAAGCAAUUGUGUGGAAUGAUACAUUGAACUUCUGAUCAAAAGUCAAACUAAAAAUAGCAGCAUAACAAAUUGAAAUGAGAAGUAUCAAACAUCACGUUAUAGCACAUGCAUAUGUUUUGCAAGUGCUUUCACAGCACAGCCUGCGUGGAGAAAACCAUGUCUGAACAAGUGACUGUGAUCCCUGUGUGCAUAACUGCUAUCUUUGCUCUCCUUCCUGCUUGCUCAAGAGUCAUUUUUUCCUUUCUACAGUAAGUGGGUGGAGCCAGUCACCUUUGUGUCCCUAAAUAUAAUCAGCUAGCUCCACAAGUUGUACAGUUUCACAUCAAAUUCUGUAAUCAAUAAGAGUCCAAAUAUAAUCCGAAUGAGAAGUUAAGUUGUACUGUGAUGACAGAAAAGUUAAGGUUAGGGAAAGAGUUCAGUAAGAUUAACAAUCUACUGUCACAGCAACCGCUGUUUAAAGAAUGGAAAAUGUGAAUUUUCAGUUUCUGACACCGGUCAGUUUGCAGACAACCUAUUACACAAGCAAUGUCUCCAAAACCUUAAAAAGCUAACAAACUAUGAUGACGCAUCGUUCAAUCUGUGACAUCAGCACCGAGGAGAAGGCAAGAGAAGGGCUUCAAGAUGUAUGUUUUCAAUUGUAUCUGUGAUUAUGAAGGUAAGUUAAUUAAAGUUAAUUAAAUAGCUAACUUGGCUUAGCUGGAAAUUUUUAACAGUAAUUUGACUACAGUGGUCAAGUUUGAAGUGUGUUGAACAUAAGGUGAUAUUGUCUACAGCAUCAAACUACAAUGGCACCCAGUAGUGCGCAUACCUCUGCGUAGUCCUAUUUAAUGCAAUCAAACUUGAUCCACAUCAAAUAAAGUAUAUUUAAAUCUGCUAAAUUUUUAUGUGUUUUUUAUUUGGAUCUGCACCUGCAUUAAACAGUACUCACACAUAGAUAUGUUAAUACA